Thlaspi arvense is the source of this 1317-nucleotide messenger RNA. Lineage: Eukaryota; Viridiplantae; Streptophyta; Magnoliopsida; Brassicales; Brassicaceae. The record is from the annotation of a GenBank genome assembly.
ACCACCGCCAUAUAUUAGAGCCCUAGCUUUUUCUCUCUAUCCUCUCUCUUUCCGUGUGUCUCGCUUCGUCAGUAGGGUUUUUGUCAUCGUUCCAUCGCUGAGCAAUGAGGCAAGGAGCAAAGAUUUCCAGAGCAGGUCGCAAAGUUGCUGUUGCGGAGAUUCAGAACGAUGCCCGAGCGACCAUACCUCAGGAAGAGCCUGAGUACUUUGAGGAAAAGCGUAAUCUGCAAGAUUUGUGGAAGGCUGCAUUCCCAGUGGGAACUGAGUUUGCAAAUUUAGAUAGAGUUUAUGAAUUCAACUGGGAUUUCAAACAUCUCGAAGAAGCAUUAGAGGAAGGAGGAAUGCUCUAUGGGAAGAAAGUCUAUAUUUUUGGCAUUGCGGAAACUCUGUGGAGUUCCAAGAUGGACUUUGUCCCCACAGUUGUUGCCAUUGAAUCACCCGAUCCGCCUUCUGAUAAGAUAGGAGUCACAUCGGUUCAGAGAGGAGAGGAAAUCGUUCCGAUGAAGCAGAUGAAAAUGGACUGGGUUCCUUACAUUUCCUUUGAGAAAAGAGACAGACAAGUUGAUAGGAUGAACUUUCAGAUUUUUACCUUGGUCUGUACUCAGAGGAGAUCUGCUCUCAAACAUUUGAAGGAAGAUCGUGUUAAGGAGUUCGACUAUUGCGUUCCUUAUUUCUAUAAUCCAUUUAGGGAAGAUGAAUUUGAACAGAGGACUCUGGUCCAUAUAGUUUUCCCCUCUGAACCGCCGGUUAUGGAUAAAUUUGACUGGGAGUUUGAGACACUUGAGGAAUUUACUGAUGACCUGAUUGAACAUGGAAAAUUAUCUGCGGAACAAAAGGAUGAAUUCAAAGAAUUUGUCAAAGAGCAAGUUCGAGCUGCAAGGAAAGCUAGGCGAGAGGCAAGAGAUGCUCGAUUGAGAGUAAUAGAAGAAAUGAGCGAAGAUGAUAAGCAAGCCUUUCACAGAAUCAAGUUCUACAAAUUCUACCCCCAGGCUUCACCAGACAUCCCUAUGAACAUAAUCAAGACGCCCUUCAUUAACAGAUACUACGGGAAUGCUCAUCAAGUCCUUUGAUAUGGAAUCUUCAGGAUCCUGAAUAGCUUUUCUUGGCAGCUUCCAACAGUUCUCUCAGAAACUCUUUGAGCUUUUUUAGUUAAAAAAAAAAGACAAGUUGCUAUCCUCUCUGUUUGUGUAUCCUCUUAUUUACAUGAGUUUCUAGGACUAGAGCUUUGUGCAAUUGCAUAAUGUUCUUGACAAAAUGUAAUAGCUUUAAGCAUCUUUUUAUGGGAGCGAAAUACAAUAAAAGCAAAUCCAUUGCCAC